CGAUCCCCGACUGUAGGUGGCUUCACCUGCACCUUUCAAGCAGGAGGUCACAAAACUCCGACAUCCGAGUCGCCAGGAACGCAGCAUUAGGACCAGCAUGCAUCACGCGAAGUGGUGAUAAGGACACGAAGAACAAAGACUGGAUCUAGAUGUCCACCUGAGACAAGACAUGGACCGGACCCGGGUCAAAGAGGAGGACCAGGACCCGGGCUUCAUGUACCGGACCCGGGUCAAAGAGGAGGACCAGGACCAGGGCUUCAUGGACCGGACCCGGGUCAAAGAGGAGGACCAGGACCCGGGCUUCAUGGACCGGACCCGGGUCAAAGAGGAGGACCAGGACCAGGGCUUCAUGGACCGGACCCGGGUCAAAGAGGAGGACCAGGACCAGGACCCGGGCUUCAUGGACCGGACCCGGGUCAAAGAGGAGGACCAGGACCAGGACCCGGGCUUCAUGGACCGGACCCGGGUAAAGCAGGAGAACCAGCACCCGGGCUUCAUGGACCGGACCCGGGUCAAAGAGGAGGACCAAGACCCGGGCUUCAUGGACCAGAUCCGGGUCAAAGAGGAGGACCCGGACCCGGGCUUCAUGGACCAGACCCGGGUCAUAGAGGAGGACCAGGACCCGGUCUCCAUGGCCCAGACCUGGGUCAAAGAGGGGGACCAGGACCCGGUCUCCAUGGCCCAGACCUGGGUCAAAGAGGAGAACCAGGACCCGGUCUCCAUGGCCCAGACCUGGGUCAAAGAGGAGGACCCGGACCCGGUCUCCAUGGCCCAGACCUGGGUCAAAGAGGAGGACCCGGACCCGGUCUCCAUAGCCCGGACCCGGGUGAGAGAGGAGGACGAGGACCCGGAUCAGGCCGCUGGUCUUCAGAAACGGAGGCGCACAAGCAACCAUCGCAGCACCAAGAAGAAGAAGCCGUUCAUCUGUGAUGCGUGUGGUAACACGUUCACCACCGCAGCUAACCUGAGGGUCCAUCAGCACGUGCACGGCCGACAGAAGCGGUUCCGCUGCGACCACUGUGGGAAAACGUUUUCCACCUCGAGCGGUUUGCAGAUUCACGAGCGUCUCCACACGGGAGACAAACCGCACGCCUGCGACCAGUGCGGCAAAGGUUUCUCCCGCGCUUAUCGAUUGAAACGACAUCAGCACAUUCACACUGGAGAGAAACCACACAACUGUGACCAGUGUGGGAAGUCGUUCGUUGAGCUCAGUUACCUGAAGGAGCAUCAGCUCAGCCACAGCGGAGCCAGAGCGUUCGGCUGUGACCAGUGCGGCGCGGCGUUCAGCACCUCGCGCUACCUGAAGCUCCACCAACGCUACCACGCCGGGGAGAAACCGUUCAUCUGCGACGUGUGUGGGAACGCCUACCCGCACAUGAGCAGCUUAACGGACCAUCGCCGCAUCCACACCGGAGAGAAGCCGUACGCCUGUAACCAGUGCGGCGCUCUGUUUGCACGGCUGGCGACGCUGAAGAGUCACCGGCGUGUUCACGCUGCGGAGGAUCACCACGACUGACGAGUGUGGGAACGUUUACAGUAACACAAGAAAUCUGAAACACGGGUUCACACCAGAUCGGGGCGCCGACGCAUCAGCUUCAACAUCAGAAACUGGAACAGAUUGAAUCGACAAUUACAAUGUUCACGUUUCAGUGAAGAACCCGAAGAUUCUUUAAUUACUUUUAUUUUGGAGCUUGUGAACUCUUGUUUUAAAGAUGUACAUUUCAGAUUUUGUGUCAAUGUUAGCAGAUAUUUUUAAUAAAAUCUUUAUUCAGAAAAAUUUCAAAUAAUUCACUGUUUUUAUUUUUUAUCAUUGAGUAAACAUUAAACAUAUAUAAAUAUAAUUACGUUUUACAUUUGUAAGUGUAGACGGCAACGUCCUUCAGUGAGUCUGCUGCCCCCUGCUGGCAGCUGCUUGUCACUGCGUCCUCUGAUGUCAGCUCAGACCGUUCCUAAUAAAGUGAUCAAUAAAUCAA
This is a messenger RNA of Limanda limanda (common dab), 1973 nucleotides long. Its product is annotated as zinc finger protein 391-like. The transcript has 2 exons. Gene Ontology annotation, cellular component: nucleus. The record is from RefSeq and is a predicted model, not a curated record. Lineage: Eukaryota; Metazoa; Chordata; Actinopteri; Pleuronectiformes; Pleuronectidae. The coding region runs from base 170 to 1516 and encodes 448 amino acids.